GUCCACUUCCUUCAGUCAUCUUCUUCUCUCUACAAAAGCACUUCUCUCUCUCUCUCUCUAAAAGCACUUCCGCCAUUAAAGCCACAAAGAAGAAAAGAACAGAACUAUUUCCCCUUCCUUCCCACACCUCCAUGGAUGACCCUUCCACUAACUUCUUCACAAAUCUCUUCAAAUUCAACCCUUCUCCACCAAACCCUCAUCCUCCUCCUCCUCCUCCUCCACCCUACUUCCUCCCCACUCACCCCCACGCGCCGCCGUCCUCUCCUCCUCUCCGUCAAGCUCUCCCUCUCCUCCGCCUCAGCCCCACCAGAUCAUCCCAAAACAACAACCCCCAACAAAAUUUUUCCUCCUCUUCCUCCUCCUCCUCUGCCACCGCGGCCGCCAACGUUUCGGUGACUGUUGCACUCCACAUAGGGUUACCAAGCCCUAGCGCCUCAGAAAUGGCAACCCUUUUGCUGUCUAGUAAUCAAAAUCAAGAGGAAGAAGACGAGGACGAAGACGACGAAGAACACGAAGAACACGAAUUAGAAGAAGAAGAAGAAGAAGAAGUAGCAGCCAUUAGUGGACUAUGUUUAAGCAAUAGCCGACUCAACAAAGGACAAUAUUGGAUCCCAACGCCAUCACAAAUCCUCAUUGGUCCUACUCAAUUCUCUUGUCCUGUUUGUUUCAAAACCUUCAAUAGAUAUAACAACAUGCAGAUGCACAUGUGGGGGCAUGGCUCGCAAUACAGGCGAGGGCCAGAAUCAUUAAGAGGCACACAGCCAACAGGGAUGCUUAGGCUGCCAUGCUAUUGCUGCUCGCCAGGGUGCCGCAACAACAUCGACCAUCCACGAGCCAAGCCCUUGAAGGACUUCAGAACCCUUCAAACUCACUACAAACGCAAGCAUGGGAUCAAGCCGUUCAUGUGUAGGAAGUGUGGGAAAGCCUUUGCUGUCAGAGGGGAUUGGAGGACUCAUGAGAAGAAUUGUGGGAAGCUUUGGUAUUGCAUUUGUGGCUCUGAUUUUAAGCACAAGAGAUCCCUUAAAGACCAUAUCAAGGCCUUUGGCAAUGGCCAUGCUGCUUACAAUAAUUCUAAUGCUAAUAACAAUCCCGAUCAUCGUCAUCGCCAUCAUCAUCAUUGUCAUCAUCGUCAUCACAGGUUCGAUGAAGAGGAGGACCCAGCUUAUUCGGAAGUCGAACAAGAUCAUGAUUGAUUUUGUUCUAAUGGGGUUUGGGUUGGUUUCUAUGUCAUUACUUCUUAGUAUGUUCUUCUCUCUAUAUAUAUAUAAUGGGGUUUUAGGGAACAUUGUUCUUAUAUAUAUGUUCAAAAGUUCAGGGUUUCUUUUUAGCCAUUGUAGCCUAAGUUUUUUUGUAUAUUGAUUUGCCAUUUUCAAUCAACUAUUGGUGUUUAUGGCU
Messenger RNA from Cucurbita moschata (crookneck pumpkin), 1395 nucleotides. Its product is annotated as zinc finger protein WIP2-like. The record is from RefSeq and is a predicted model, not a curated record. The coding region runs from base 132 to 1193 and encodes 353 amino acids. The transcript is spliced from 2 exons. Gene Ontology annotation, biological process: regulation of gene expression; anatomical structure development. Gene Ontology annotation, cellular component: nucleus. Gene Ontology annotation, molecular function: DNA-binding transcription factor activity. NCBI's taxonomy places the organism in Eukaryota, Viridiplantae, Streptophyta, Magnoliopsida, Cucurbitales, Cucurbitaceae.